UAUGUGUUAAUCCAAGCUAGACAAGGGCAAUAAAACAUCCAUGGAUGCAGCAGAUUUCUCUCAGUACAGGUGGGGAGAGGUUCUAAGCCUCACCUCUGUUGUGGAUCCAGUGUUUUUGAGGUGGGGCCUGGCAUAUUUAUUUUCAACAGUCCCCCCAGGUGAUCGUCAUGCACCAAAAUUGGCAGACCACUGGCCGAGGUCAUGCAGGGCCCCUGUGCAGCUGGACUGAGCUCAGGGGACAGUGGACCCAGUGGGUGCCUCCCAUCCUAAUUCAGUGAAAACCCCAGCACUGAGUGGAUGCAGAGGUGAUGAAGAUACAGCCCCUCUGUUCAAAGAGCUGGCGGAGCAGUGGGGAGCCAGAUUCCCUCUGAGCCGUGGGGUGAUUGCCUGAUGGAGGGUUCCAUGGCUCAGCUAAGAGGCCGUGAUCUCUCUCUCUUAUUAAAACUCAUACCUAUCAGCCCCAGAACUGCCCUUCUAGGGAAGGAUUUCUGGUCUGUAAACUCACAAAGGACAACAUACUGACCAUCUUCAGAACUCAUAGAGGCACAUGAGGUAAAGCCCCUCCCACUUCUCUUGUCAUGUGACUUUUUGCUUUCACAGACAGAAGAGCACAUUCUUGUCUUUUUAAGAUAUAAUAUAUAUACACAGAAAAGUUCAGAAAUCUAAAGAGUACACCUUGAUGGAUUUUUUUUCGCACAUUUAUACCCAUGUAACCAGUACCCAGAUCAAAGAGGGGCACGUUCUUACAGCAAGGAAACCCCCAGAGGGUGGGACACAUACCUAUUCAGCUUUUAACAGAUGGUGAAGAAUGAGCUCUCAGGGUGUGGCUUGCGCUCCUUGGCCAUGGCAGUCAGUUCACAAGUGUCUGGUGAGUACCUGCAAUGUUCUGGAAACUUCCUGGUGUAAAGUUGCCGUGACCUUCAACUGUAAGUAAAAUAUGAGUGGCUUGUGUCUCCAGGAGUCGAGCUUGAAUCCCAUUUUGUGCCAUCUGUUAUUUAUUGUAUAUCUUGUUGAUGAGAUUCAUUGGUUUGGGACUUCUUACUUGGGAUGGUGCUGCCCUCCUUUCCACUUCAGUCUGCCUUCCUUUUUCUUUAAUACAGUAUCUUUGUUAGCUAGGGCCAAAAAAAGCAUACUAUUACAUUGCAGCUUACAAUGGAGACCUCUCGAGAAAGCAGCAACUUCAGUGAGAAAGUGGCAUCCCUGGCCCCCGCACAGCUGCAGGAGCUCGAGUCACGCGUAGCCCGCAGACGCCUGUCCCAGGCUCGCCACCGAGCCACCCUGGCAGGGCUGUUCAGCAGCCUCAGGAAGACUCUUUACUCCCAGUCUGAUCUCACACCCUCAAAGUGGCAGGUUCUGAAUAAGGCGAAGAGUCAUAUUCAGGAACUGGAACAAAACCUGGAUAAUCUGCUGAAGCUGAAAGAUGUAUUCGCUGCUGUGCUCUUGAAGGAUGGCUCAGCCCGCAGUGCCACAUCUUCACCCUGCAGAGCUGCUUCCAAAGCCUUGGAAGCAGGCUGCACUUCGGGGGGCAAUUGCCGGCUGUCUUACUUCUGUUUUCUCACCAGCCUGGUCUUGAACCAAGUUCUGCAGAAAGGUUCUGCCACCUGGUGCCCCACUGAAGCCCCUGAGAAGGACACUGAGGAAGAGGAGGAAGGGGAGGAGGAAGACCAAGAAGAGGAUGAAGACGAGGAGAAGGGGGAAGAGGAGAAAGUGGAGCUCCCCCACUCCCCAGCCACCUCACCGCCGGACCCCCUGGAGUUCGAACGGUAUCUCAGCUUCUACAAGCAGACCAUGGACCUUCUGACUGCGAACGGCAUUGUCUCCUCUCAGGAGGUGACUCUCCCCAUCGUCUCUGCGGCCAUCUCCCACCUGUGGCAGAACCUCUCUGAAACAAGGAAGGCCAGCCUCCUGCAGGUCUGGGCACAGAUACACAGCAGCCUCCCAGGCCUCGCGGGGGCCUGUCAGGAGUCAGCCUGUGCUGAGGGCAGCAUGAAAGACAGUGGAGUCGAGAGCCAGGGGGCCAGCUGCUCCCUCACCUCUACCCCCGAGGAGAUCCUUUUGGAAGACACCUUUGAUGUGGCAAGUUUCCUGGACAAAAGUGAGACUCCAAGCACAUCCAGCUCUAGUUCAGCAUUUGCUGGCUGCAACCCUGAAAAUCCAGAGGAGAAGUUUCAGCUCUACAUGCAGAUCAUCAAUUAUUUUAAAGGCCUCCCGGCUGUUAAUUUUCAGAUCAAACAGGAACCAGACCUUCCCAUUGAUGAUGAGAUGAUAAUGUUGAGGUGCAUGGAGACCUUUGAUGAUGAUGAAGACCUGUGAUGGGGGGACUUGGGCAUAGAAGGGAAUGAAUGAGGGUGGGCUGUUUCCAAGUUUAAGUGCUGGCAGUCAAGGUUACACCUGCCUCAGGCUUCCGGGGCAUUUUGGAGUGGGCUGUCCCAGAAGCCUUUCAAUGGUUUUCACUUUUUGUUUCUGAUUAUUAAAGGUAUUCAAAAGUGGUGUGGCCCUUUGUCUGUCUUUCAGGAUCGUUUGCUAGGAAGGACUGCCCUACUGUAGGCCCCACACCUGCUCCACUGUGCUCAUAUUCAGGGGGUACAGCCAUGGGCCUUUCAGGAGGAGAACAGGCUAGAUCUGUCCCUGGAGUUGGCAUGACACUGGGUACUUUCAGCAUACUCUGGGUUUAGGGCACUCUUCUGGCGGGUUCUAGAAGGUUCUGGAACCCACCUGUUCAUCCUGCACGCCUUGGGAGCCCUGUGCUAUAGGACAUCAGAGUGAGCCAGCUGCACCUGCUUCUGGGAAUAAGGACUCCUGAAUGGAGUCCAGGCCUGAUGCCACCAUGUUCUGAGCACUUUCUGGAGAGGGUCCUCCAGGAAGAGUGGGUAUGUGCUGGGGGGUGCACAGUGGAUGUGGUAGUUAAACCUACGUGUCAACUUGGCCAGGCCGCAGUACCCAGAUAUUCGGUCAAGCACUAUUCUACAUGUUUCUCUGAAGGUAUUUUAGAUGAGACUAACAUUCAAAUCAGUAGACUUUGAGUAAAGCACAUGACCCUCCAUAUUAUGUGAAUGGCCCUUAUCCAAUCAGUUGAAGGAAUGACUAGACCAAAACACUGACCUCCCUGGGAUACAGGAGAAUCUGCCGAGCGCCUUCAGACUGGAACUGCCACUGCAACAGCCUGCCGGCCUAACCUGCACAGUUUGGACUUACCAGCCUCCACAAUCACACAAGCCCAUUCUUUAAAAUAAACCUCUCUCUCUCUGUGUGUCUUUGUGUGUGUGUGACUAUGUGCACAUGGAUGUGUAUAUGCACACAUAAGCAUACACACAUCCUACAUCCUAUUGGCUCUGUUUCUCUGGAGAACCCUGACCCUUCCUGAGUGUGCAGAGAGAAUGGGUUCACUGGCUCGUGAGAGUUUACACGUCGUAGCAACAGCAGCUCCCUUCCCCUGAAGGCCUCCCUCGUGCUCUUUGAUUCAUCGCCCUGGAGAGCCUGACACACAGGUCCUUAGGAUCUGAGCCAGUCCUGCCUGACGCCACAGUCCCAGCUCUGGGGCUUCACUGCCAUCCUGUGACACGUGAGCUGACCCCCAGGACAACCACUGGCCCUUCACUGUCCGCAAAUGAGCAAAUCGAGGGGACAGGCAGGGCCUUCAUGCCCAGGGCCUGAGCUUGUGCUGGGAAGAAAGGAGGAGGGGCCCUCGUGGCAUGGUGCUAGGCCAGCCACCCCCAGAGACUCAGCAAGCCAGGAACAAGCCAGAGUGCAGGCCUUUACAGAGAUGGCUGCACCCCCAAGGAACCAGCGCCCCCUUAUUGCUCCUCACUGCACCGGCUCCUCCUUGCCCAAGGCUGCGGGUUCAUUCCUGGAGCAUCUCUGCAGUGGCCCCCGGUCAGCACGGACCUCAGCAGGAUGCUGUGUCCUUUCUCCCCACAGCCGUGUAGAAGUGUCCCCACCUUCACUGCCUGCCUACUCCCACAGGGCUCACUGGGCAUCUGGGCAGCCCAGGACAGACUGGUGGCAUGAAACUACCUUCGGAUGGAACUCAUGCCCUUCCUCUCCACCGGGGACAGUUCAGCCAUUGUAACAGGAGAGGCAGCCAAAGCUGAGGCUGGCAGGUGGAGAGAGAUGGCUGCUUGUACAUGUCCUCUUCUGGUGGCAACUCCACAGAUUUCUUGGUGAAAUAGGAAGCUGAGAGCCAGGGCGAGGACGUGAUGGAAGUGGUUUCUGAAGGCAGGGGAAGAGAGAGCCGAAGUCCUUAGGGAAGGCGGCAUGGCUUCCAGGCAGCACUAAGGACCCAUGUGGAGUUCAUGGCCAUGAUCAAGAUGAGACCUGUCAGCACAGGUGUGUGUUCUCUCCAGUAACAUCCAGCUGCAUGGGUGCACGUACAGACAGGGGAGGGGAAGAGUUGCUUCUGAUCAGCAUUAAGGUUGUGCCAAGCAAGUGAGAUGACAGUGAGCAGACCAAGGGCGUUAAGCAUGCAAGAAGGUGACUAUUGUGAUAGAUCACGGAACUGAAGCUGGGCAAGGAGGGAAGAGAGGACAAGAGGGAGGAUGGACGGGAGAUUCAGGUCUUGGGCAACUGAACGGUUACUGGACUGGGGACACUAGAGGUAUGGAACUAGAUAAAUAUAAAGCAGUGGUCAGAGAAUCACUUGGAAUUGAAACUGUAGGAGGUGCAUCACAGGUCCUCACAAGGUCCAGGCUGGAAUGUGGCCAGGAAAUGGGCAGCUGAGAUGGCACAAAGCACCAGAUCAUUGCAGGCGUGGAGCUACAGGAUGAGAGGCAGGGUGGGGGAAGGAUGAGCUGUGUGGGUGCACAGUCACCAAGUGGCCAGGAGGAUUGCCAGAGAGACAGUGAGCAGCACACUAACGUCCUCAAGAAUAGUGACAUGGGCUCUGCUGAUGCCAAAAAUAAGGGGCAUAGGUGGGAAGUCUGGCGGUGUGGGGUUCAAAGCAGGAGUAGGGUGGAGAUGUCCCGUAGGAAGUGCAAUUAAAGAUCUUCCCCAUUCUUCAUUAUCCUAAAAUUAAGGUUCAUUUCUAUUUGUUAAUCAGUUUCCACUAGAGUCUUACGAAUGUUACAUUUCACAUGAGCUUAUUUUCUAACCUUAUAGCAAAAAGAAAAAUGUGUACAAAUUAUGUAAAUAUAACUGUCAGCUUUUCAUCGGCUAAAACUGCAAAAUGUCUUCUAGGAACAAACAGACUGGAUAGGUUUUAAAAUCAACACAAGAUGUUUGUAUUAGGAAUGAAAAUCUGUUCAAAGAGCCGAACUGGUU
This is a messenger RNA of Manis javanica (Malayan pangolin), 5256 nucleotides long. The record is from RefSeq and is a predicted model, not a curated record. NCBI's taxonomy places the organism in Eukaryota, Metazoa, Chordata, Mammalia, Pholidota, Manidae.